UUUAAUUCUUUUAUUCUAACUGUCGUUGUGUUGCGGUGAUUUGCAGACUAAUAGGCAUAGUUUAGAUAGAGACCAAUUCUAGUAAUGCGUCAUUGAAAUAAAUACCUAAAUACGUUUCUCACGCGCGUGUAUCCAAAUUUAGCAACUGAUGUCAUGCCAUUUCAAUUCAAAAUUGCAUCAGUCAUUUAAUUUAGCUUUUAUUUGCUUUCACAGAACUAAAGAGUGACCUGUCUUUAUAAAUAACUUCAUUUUUCUUUCUUUAUAAAUGCGAUGACACCCAAAGUUCUUUCAUUUUACGCUCUCAUUGUAUGAACAUUCCAUAAAGUAAAUGGCAUUUAGCGAUCUAAAACUAAUUAGGCCUACUUUGUAAAUCUUGGUAAAGUUAAAGAAUGUUCUUUUGGUAGUAGGACUAUUACUGUCAUUCAAUUGCUAACAAUUUCGGUGGGGUUUGAGUGAUUGUUACGUUUCAAUUUCAAUUUCGGCGGAAUGAUAUUUAUAUUCGAUCUACCAGCUUGGAGAAUAGAUCUAGAUCUAAACUCAUUAUGCUUUGGAUAUUGCCUAAUAAGCAGAUUUAAAAAAUAUGGACAUCGCCCACAUCCUGAUUACCCGUACAUGUAGGCUUAUAUGUGCCCUACUGCCUUAACUAGACAGUGGUUAUGAUUCAUUGAAAUGCACGUAUUGUUCUCGCCUGCUGACCUACAAUGACACGUGACCCUUACUCACCACUUACCCCUUUAAUUACCUCGUGUGUUCCGCCUUAAGUGGACGCCAUUACGUGGCUGUAAAAUUUGAGAAUAGAUUCCUUAUUUGGCUAGCCUCUCAUUUAGUGUUUCCCAUUCUUUUGAUCUCCCAGAGCCUAUCACAUUUUUAUUUCUUCACUGAAGUAUCUGUAUCUCAGUAUUAUGCUGCAUACUAGACUUUACAUGGGAUUGGAUGACGCCGAUAAUGAUGGAGUUACAAUAAUAGACCAUGAGCAUUGGGGAGGUGAUUGGCAGCACUAACACAGACGCCAUGGGCAAGAAACCCGGGAAACGCCCCGGAAGGAAACCCUCCAAAAUAGAUGAGCGGGCCAAGCUCGAGAGAAGUCGUCAGAGUGCCAGAGAAUGCAGGGCCCGCAAGAAGCUUAGAUAUCAGUACCUGGAGGAGUUGGUCCUCAACAGAGAGAAAGCAGUAUACGCUCUGAGGGAAGAACUUGAAACAUAUACACAAUGGUGCUUAGCACUGGACAAAGGAGGACCGGUUCCUGACAACUUGAUCAAGGCCAUUGUCAACAAUGAAAUUGCUCAGAAAAAUCAACAAAUUCGUCUUUCCCAACAACUGUUACAACGUCAACAACGUCAACAGCAGCGGAUUCCAUCUUCACAAUCUUCUACAUCUUCUUCCCCUCCCACAACCAGCCAACAACAUGAGAUACACAAAACUUCAUCACCAGAAAGCCAACUUCAGCGCUAUCUUCCAAACCUUUCCCCCCCUCUGCAACCAGCACAGACUUAUUCACAAAUGCAGGCUAAACAGCUAAGCAAGCAUCAGCCAUCCACUGGCCCACUUCUAGUUCGACAACAAGCUUUUGAUAUGUCAUACUCUGAGGAUAUACCAUCAUCAUCUCAAAUGAUCCAAUCAAAUUUAGUUCAUCCCACAAAUUCAGCUUCAUCUUCCACAUCUCAUCUUCUGUUUCCUCAAACAACUGCCUCAUCUACUCAGCCGUCAUUGGCAGCUCAACAAAGAAGCCAUCUUCAAUUUGGGCCCCGUGUUCACAGUGAGCCCCCGUUUCAUUAUGAAGGCAUUCAACAAACUACAAACUACAUGCCGGGGGUUCAAGGGUCACCCACCAGCAGUGCUUGUGCUUCUUCAAGCAAUGUACAAUUCAGAGCAAGAUCAUCCAGCAAUCCUUCAACGUUUAUGUCCUACCGAAGAGCCAAUGUGAACACUUCUAAUCCUCACAGUAUCAACACACCAAAGUCUCAGACUGCAACUGUGUCCAGUCUGGGCUUGGGGCUGUUCAGUGGCACAGAAGUGUCCAACAGAAUACCAUCCUUCGUUACAGCUGAUGAAGGCAGUUCUUCAGACGAGAACAUUGACAGCCAAGAAUUAUUUCAAUUGUCAGCACAGAACAAGAGGUUAGCUACUCAGCCACUCUUUAAGGAUUCCUCUAAAAGAUUACAAGCAGUAGCACCUAUACAAAAUAUAAACCAGUCUCAGAACUUUGAUGCUUUGGACAGUUUUGUCAAUAUCACAAACUUUGGUUUAAGCAGCACAUCCUCUUCACCUUUGUCCUUCGGCACGUCACCCAUUAGAACAGCUUCACCCUCUUCCAUUAAGUACUCUGGAAGGAUUACACCUUCGUCGACAACAUCAUCCCCUGCACCCUCGUCAACUAUGUCAUCGGUAAUGGAGUUCGCUCAGUCACCGCUGACUUAUCCUUCUUUUGAAAGGACUAGCCACACUUCAUCUUGUCUGCCACCAACUUGCAUAUCAUCGGACGUCUCUGCUGACACAUCAAUGCCCAUAUCAAGCUUGGCUGCCGAGCUAAGUGCCAGCAACCCUGAACCUUUCUCCAUCUAUUCCUACCUUGACGACCUCAGUAACCUUCCAAGUUUAAGUUCCUUGUUCACCGGGGAUACAUCCAAUCAGAAUGUAACUGCAACUGGAUCAAAUCAACCACCUGCUUCAGAUCCAUCAUACUUGAAUGUACCCAAUAUUAUCGAUGAGUAUCUUGAUUAAUGUUUUUUUUGUGGUACAAAUAUAUCUGAUCACUUGCUUUGCACCAUAUAUUUAAUAAUUUAUUGCUUCAUCUUUGCCACAUUUAAUACAUAUUUCUUUUUUUUUUGUUUUGAAUGUUUGUUAUUUAUAAGUUGUUAAAAACCUCAAAAGUUUUUUUUCUCUUAAGAACGAUUUGUGUUCAAAUCAAUCUCUUUUAUUUUAUCUCUUGUCUGUGAAACUGCUGAAAAAUUAAACUGUGUUGCUGUAUUAAAA
Molecule: messenger RNA, 2973 nt
Organism: Biomphalaria glabrata
Lineage: Eukaryota; Metazoa; Mollusca; Gastropoda; Planorbidae
Exons: 3
Coding region: 970-2721 (583 amino acids)
Biological process (GO): regulation of DNA-templated transcription
Cellular component (GO): nucleus
Molecular function (GO): DNA-binding transcription factor activity
Source: RefSeq, a predicted model, not a curated record